Molecule: messenger RNA, 870 nt
Organism: Bufo gargarizans (Asiatic toad)
Lineage: Eukaryota; Metazoa; Chordata; Amphibia; Anura; Bufonidae
Product: protein B4
Exons: 5
Coding region: 1-870 (289 amino acids)
Biological process (GO): nucleosome assembly
Cellular component (GO): nucleosome
Molecular function (GO): DNA binding
Source: RefSeq, a predicted model, not a curated record
AUGGCACCCAAGAAAGUGGCUGCUGCACCUGCUGAAGAGAAAGUAUCUGCUGAAGAGAAAGUGGCUGAUGCCCCUGCUGCAGUGAAAACCAAAGUAAAACCCAAAGUGACAAAGCUAACCACCACUGGCAACCCCUCAACACUUUCCAUGGUGGUGGAGGUUCUAAAGAAGAACUCUGAGCGGAAGGGGACGUCGGUACAAGCCAUCCGCAGUCGUAUCCUGGCCACACACCCCACCGUAGACCCCGUGAGGCUCAAGUCCCUGCUGAGAUCUGCUCUGAACAAAGGGAUUGAGAAGGGUAUCCUCAUCAGGCCGCUGAACUCCAUCGCAACAGGGGCCACUGGCCGAUUCAAGCUAGCAAAACCUGGACCAAAGUCAAAAGCUGGAGAGGGUGACAAAAUGUCUGAGAAUGUGGAUCCCAAUGAGCAACCAAAAGAGAAAACCAAGGAAAAGGCCAAGAAGGUGGUUAAGAAGGUCCCCAAGAAACUGAAGGUGGAGAAAGAGGAGACUAAAGGGGGUAAUGUGGUGGUGGGCUUCCAUAGGUCAUGGGGCAUUGAUCUGGAUAUUAAGGCCACCAUUAGUCUGACUACAAAUCUGACUUUCUUUCAAGGAGAUGAGGUGAAGGCGACUAAGAAGGAAAAGAUGCCUGAGGCCAAGGCAAAGGCCGCUGCCAGUAAACCGAAGAAAGAUGCUGCAGAGAAGACUGACAAGGCCCCAGCGCCCCCCAAGAAGCCAAAGUCCAAAACGCCAGCUGCAGAGGAAGGCACGAAACCCAAAAAGGAACCGGCCAAGAAGAAGGCAGAGCCCUCCAAGGCAAAGGACUCAGAGGAGAAACCGGCAGCUAAAGAUGGCAAGAAGGGGAAGAAGUGA